CCGUAGAGCUAGGAACACACAUGUAUCAAUGCUUCUCACCGAACUAGAGCAAAAUCUGUGACAGUAUCAAAGGUGUUUUGCAACUCGUGCGUAAGAUUAUUUUUUUUACGAACGUGUCCCACUUCAGCUAAUUAAAGGUGACCAGGAGGCCUGCUUCGUGUUCCAUUUACUUGAACGCUACGUACGUUGCUGCUGUGGAAUUUCGGGCUUCCGCACCAUUCAAGCAGGCCUUGGGGUUGGCCUAGAUUUGGUGUGAUGGCUAUGCCGGCACGUAGGACCGAUCUCUGGUCCAAUAUCACCGUGCUGCGCAAGGCCGUUCUCAUCUUCACCGUUCUGGCUGGCCUGGUCGGUCCCGUCCCAGCAAGCUUCAUCCGCUUCAAGCCGGACACAGAGUACAUCUAUUCCUUCCACUCUUCCACGGAUUUGAAGAAAGUUAGGACGUUGCGUGUGGAAUCCAAGAUUGGCUUCGUUUUGGUGAAAAGAUCGAACAGUGAUCAUCAAGAAAUUUACCUUCGGGUUCACUCUGCGGAAGUGACCAGCGAGGAAGAACAAGUUCCCGUAAGCGAGGAGAGAAACUUUGAUGAGUGGUUUUCUUUUGAUGUCAGUGAGAAUGGAGUAAUUGGUCAUGUGUACUACCCCCGUGAUGAAGAUGAUCACGUGAUCCUGGCCAAAAAGGGUCUGACCAGCUUGUUGGCCAGUAACCUUCAACAUCCCCCCGAUGGCACGGUGAAAGAAAACGGUUGGAGCUACAAUUGCACUGAGUCGGGUCACGAGGGUCACCAUGAGGCGUCAUACACCGCUCAGAUGGCUCCGGGCAAUGAUGGGAUCAUCGUCUUCACUAAGACAAGACAUACUCAUCCAAUACCAUACGGCAAAUCCAAACACCAAAAGGAGAUCCACUAUCACCAGGGCAUGCAACUACCAACUAUGGUGAAGAUUAUGGACCACUUUGAUGCUCCCAGGAAGUCAACACCAGGAUUUGAGCAUGGGCUCCAGAGGAGUGAAGAAGAUAAAGGAGAAGAUUUCGAGCUUCCGGAGAUGCAGAGCUACUCCGAAGGGCAGCUGACCUUUGUCCGGGAAGCACGCUACCCCUCGCCCACGGGGCCACCCGAUGAGGAGGAUAUCAUCACGGACUCAAUACACCUGAAGAUGACACCAGAUAGACACCAAAAUUUCAACUUAACAGAACUGAAGGAAGUCAUAGCAGGUAACCUGACCUGCAUGAGAACGGCAUCAGUGAAAGGUCCCAAUGACCCGAACAAGUGUUUCCAGGGUUUAGUAAGAGCUUUCCAAUCUGUGCCCGAAGGACAGCUGAAUGAAAUUGUUUCUCCUAUGUAUAAGCUGCCACUCUCCAGACGUGUUCGCGACAAGCAGGAUCGGCAGAACAUGAUGGAUGCGGUUGCCGCCCUGCUGACAGAUGCGUCACUGUCACUCCUCACCGAUCUGAUUCUACUGUCUCCAAAACCAAACAAGGAGCUGGUAGAGAGACUACUCAUCACCUCAGCUGGUUUCGAGCACACUGUUUCGGAGCAUUUCCUGGCGACUGUUGAAGAUAUUGUCUUCCAGCCUGGAAAAUAUCCAGAAAUUUUAAGACAUCCUGAGACACAGAGAAUAGCUGUUAUGGUUCUUGGUGCUCUAGCCGGCCAUCAGUGGAAGACUGGAUACAAACAUCAAGCAGAAUCUAUUAUCCUAAAGAUAGAAGACAAACUGGGCGUUCACGAUCCCUGGGGAUAUGAGAGAACCUUGACGUCUCUCACUGAGGACGAACAAGAAGAGUUCCACCACGACACAGUGGCUUUGAUUGAAGCCCUGGGCAAUGCUGGGCUGCAUCGCUCCUUCGCUCACAUAGAGAGCUUCACCAACUCCAGCGCCACUCAUCCGCUGCUGAAAAGGGCCGGCCUGCACUCCAUGAGAAACUACCAUCAUGACUUGGCUGCAGAGACUAUGUUGAAAGCUGCCCUGGAUGAUAACGAGGAUGAACAUGUCAGAUAUGAGGCUUCACUGUUCUACAAAGUUCAUCCAAACGGUGGCAAGCAAAACAUCUCCAAGUUUAUCAGCCCCGAGGGUGUCUCCGGCUCCAAUUCUUCCCAAGACGUAACCACUACAGAAGUAGCGAGCGUUCCUUCCAGGCACCGUGUCCGGCGCGGUUUCUUUGACGGCAUCGAAUUGAAGUUGGCCAGCCCGUCAAAGGAUUGGAAGAAGCUUAUCGGCAAAACACAGACAGGAGCAGAGUUUGGAUUGACCAUCAGAAACCAACUAGACAUGAAAAUAGCUCCACUCAGCGGCCAUCUCCGUGUGGAUCUUUACGACGAGGCUUAUGCCACUGUUCUGGUUGGACUUGUUGGUCAGAAAUUUGACAUGGCCAGAGCCCGCUUCUGCUUCAAUGGGUACAUCGAGUACAACCUCAACAUUUUACAGGAAUUUGGCGUCGACCGUAUUAAUGAACUUACAAAAUUAUAUGACACUGUCAUUGGGAAAGUCGUUGGUAACAUCGUGAGAGGAGUGGACAUCAUCGUUGAUCUAUUCAACGGUGACAGUAGAAUCAGCGAGCUUUUUGAUGAAUUAGUGCAGACACUUGAGGGCAUCCCAGGACGUAUCAGUAAUGUAAGAUCGGCAGCAGCUAAUGCAGUGGCCCGACUGUCUCAGUUUGACCCAGACCAACUUCCACCUUCCAUCAGGGGGGUCAUCGGUGUGGUCAACAAGGCUGCCCAGCUCUUCAGUGAUAUCAAGACUGAUGUCAUGGAAUUCUAUCAGGCUGUCAAUGAAGCAAUCACUGUCACUUUGCCCUGGGCAGCAGAGCAGAUCUGGACGUCCAUUAUUUCAAUUUCAGACACCAUUGGUGACUUGUUAAAGUCACCUUUGAAAGCCAUUGGUGAUAUCUUCAAAGGAAUCAUCAAUAUCAAGACGGCAGUCGAUGCAGUUAUUGAAGCCAAGAUGAGAGUGGAUGAAGCCAACUUCUUCAAGGAAGGUCAGAGGCCCUACUGGUUUGAUCUGCCUAAGGUCAUCAGUGAUAUGCUCAGAGAAUUGAGAGAGCACCUCAGUAAUAUCAAGAGAGACCUGGUCGACUGGGUGAAAGAGAUCGCAAGUUCGUUAGAUCCGAUCAAGAGGCUGACAGGGGGCGCAGUUGACUCGAACACCCUCAGGAGACAAAUUGCCGCCGAGAUCGAAGCAAUCAUUUUGGAUCUGAUAGGUCCGAUAGAACCGAUCGAGAAUCUGCUGGCACCAUUUUUUGAGCUGUAUGAUCUGGUUGUCAACACCAUUGAGGGCAUCAAAGAAGCCUACCUAACUCUGAAGAAUUCAUACCAAGAGUCUCAAGCUCUCAUCAUGAAACUCUUCGGACCCAAAGCCCACAAGAGCUUUCCAAGGAAAUUCCGUGAGCCUGGAUCCGGCGGUUGUGCAUCCGGUGGCUUCUACCCAACCGACUCAAACGGACGUUACCGGGACAGAGGUGUUGAUCUUGAGAUACCGCCAGGAAUACCGCUGGUGGCGCCGUUUUCAGGCCUUCUUUUCAAGAGCGCCGGUACACCCAACCAAGUUACCCUGCUUGCCCGUGGUGGGGCUUUCCGUAACAUCAAGAUCUACAUUGACAACAUUCAGCCCAACAGCUCCCUGUCUGUUUCCAAGGGAGUAAAUGUCAUAGCCGGCGCCAGGAUUGGCACAGUUAUCCGAUCCACGUCUUGCACGCCCCCUAACUACAUCCACUUUUCUAUGAAGAACAUCAAGCCCAACCGCCUGGCUUCUAUCCUGGACAGUAAUCUCAAUGACGACCCCUCUCCCGCCGAUGAUGCUGCCAAGGAGGGGUACGUGGACCCCACCAACUACCUGGCCAAGAGGCCCCUGGAGAUACCGCAGUGGAUUCAAGUUUGCGACGACUACAAGCUGGUGUGGAAGGGACGGACAGUGAAAGAAGGUUCUCUGCUCAACCGGGACAAUAAGAAGGGGAACAAAAAGAACACCAGCCCCGGACGGAAACCUCCUCCAAACACCCAAACUACAAAGCCUAACCCGGCCAGGAAACCACCAAAACAGCCAUCUUCCCUUGACAAUGCAGUAUCGUCACCAGAGAAAAAACAAGAAACUAUGGAGGCGCUUGACCUUCCUGAGACAAAAACUGGCUCAGGAUCACCUUUCAAGAACUUUACUCUGCGGAACCUUAAGAUUGGAUCCAUUCUGGCAUUUGCCCGAAAGUUAGGCUUGGAAAAAACUGCCGAUGACCUGCUGACAGUUGUCAAGACGAUAGUUAAACUCGUGAGUGAUAAGCCGUGUGUGCUGCCUGAGUCUUUGACAACAGAUUCCUUGAGGAUUGAGCUCCAGCAGCGUGGUCUGAGCUCACAGGGAGAUAGGGAGACCCUAAUCAAGCGAUACAAACAGCCCGAGGAUCGUUGUCCCCUACUUCAAGUGUCCUUGCCCAAGAAUGUGUACUGUAAGAUUGACGAGAGCUGCCUGGGUGUUGAGUGCUGCAUGAAUGUCAAAGUCUUCAUGGUGUCUCUGGCCUUCAAGGCAUUCAUGCGCUUUGACCCCUGCGAGUUCCAGUUUGUGCUUGGGGUCAAUCAGUGGAACCACACCAUCCAGAUAUUUGAUGCUGAAUUUGGCGAAGAGUUGGAAGUGCCAGUCCCCUUUGACAUCCCAUUUAUUGAUGACAUGGAAAUGCGUCUCAGGUUUGGCAUCGAGAAGAGCAGGACUCAACUUCUGGUGAGCAUGGCCGUGGGUUUCUGCCCAACAACCGGAAAUGCCGAGUGCUUGUCAUUCAUCGAUGUCCUGAAGGAUUCAGCCAUCCCUCUACCCAUCUGCCAUCCUAAUGGGACCUUCACAUGGCCAAACAUCGACCUGGAGGAGUACUUUUCUAGAGCUGCCUUAAAGAACCUGAUCAAAGCGACGGGAGAGGAGUUACUGCAAGCAGGAACAGAAGCUGCUUUGAACUACGUCCUGGAUGAGCUCGGCAUACCAAGAGAGUUUUUGAGUGACAAAGAGCCGUGUCCAACGCCGACAAAUAUGAGUAAAAUGCAGCUGAUCGACACACUUGAGGAGAGGCAACUUGCAGUUACAGGAACCAAGACAGACCUGGAAGCCAGGCUGUCUCUAGAUGACAGAACUUGUCAGUUCUUCACAUUGCCAGCAUUCCCCCCUGAGCUGGCCAAGGUGGCCUACUGCUCACUGAGUGACAACUGCCUCCGUCUUGAUUGCUGCCUUGAGCUCAACAUCGAAAACCUGAAAUUCCGCCGGUCGUUCAAAGCCUUUGUGGAAGUAGAUGCCUGUGACUUCACCUUCUAUGUUUCCUUUCAGCACUUGCAGUACAAGAAGUUACUGCUAAGUUAUGAGUGGGGCCGACCAGAAGAGCAAAACAUCGGUGACGCCAUCACCCUCAGGUACUCCAUCAACAAACUGGAUGCCCAGAAGGAGUUUGAAAUUGACUUUGGGGCAUCUAUUUGUUCCGGCAGUGAUGAUUGCAUCUUUGAUCUGGAUAUCAUUCAGGACUACAGAGUCCCCAUUCCAUUCUGCAAUUCCAAUUUCUCAUUCUCUUUACCAGGUGGUGAUACCUUGAAGGAUUUUGUGACUCAGGUUGGCCGAAAUGCAGGGCAACAAGCUGUUAACAUCUUCCUGGAGUAUAUUGGGCUCAGGGAUAAGAUUAAUGAUGGGCCAUGUGAUACAAGUGCCCUUGUUGGAGAGGAUGAAGAAGAAUGCACCGCUAUAAGUCUCCCCUCCCUGCCCGCUGGAGUGACCUGCGAGCUAUCACACCGAUGCCUUGGCAUUCGCUGCUGUGCCGAGCUUGAUCUCAGAGUGACCAUAUUGUCAGUCAACACAUGGCUGAUACUGGACCCUUGUGAGUUCACUCUGUCUAUGGGAUUUGGAAAGUGGUCCUUGACGUUCACCAUAUUUGACUAUCACUGGGGUACCCAAGAAGAACUCAAGAUUGGCAAAGCCUUGACCCUGAUCUACACCAUUGACAAGCUGACAGAGGACAAGGUGUUUGUGCUGGAUCUAGCCCUGUCCCUGUGCCUGCCAGAGUCAGAGUGUGACACGCCCUCUAUUGACAUCCUGAGGAAAACCCGGGUCCCAAUUCCUCUCUGCAAUGAGAAUGCUACAUUCACUCUUCCAGGGGAUGGAACUAUUAAAGGUUUCCUGCAGACGGUUGGUCAGAAUGCUGCGGAAUCAGCUGUCGAUGCCAUUCUAGAAUAUCUUGGGUUGUCUAAAUACAUCAGUAGGGAACCAUGUGUUCGUCCACAAGUCACACAGAAUGGUUGGCAGAGAUUGUGUCCCAGAGAUGUCAGACUUCCCCGUCUGCCCAAAAACCUUGUUUGUACCCUGCCGGAGAAGUGUCUCGGGUUCGAUUGCUGUCUGGAGCUUCCCAUCCCAGGGAUUACUACCAUCAGCACCCAGGUGUCCUUCAUCUUUGACCCUUGUAACUACAGACUUUCCUUGAGUCUGGGCAGCUGGAGCUUGGAGCUGCAAGUCUUGUCCUAUCAAUGGGGUCAACAGGAAGAGGUCCCUGUUGGAAAACCCAUCACCCUGAGUGUGACUAUCGACAAGUUAGAUGCAGAGGAAUCCUUCCGCAUCAAUCUGGACAUCUCGAUUUGCAUCGACAGUGACUGCACCACCACACCAGUGCUUCAGGAUUCCCUGGUCCCCAUCCCAUUCUGCAAUCUCAAUGCCUCUUUUCAGCUGCCAGGAGAUGGCAGCUUUGCAGGGCUUGCCAGGGAACUUGCUGGGAAUGUUGGGGAACUGGCUAUCCAGGCUGGUCUCCAAAAACUUGGAAUUCAGCAAUAUGUUAGUAACCAGCAGUGUGAUAUGGAGCUGCUUGCCCCAAGCGAAAACAAAUGCCCUCUUCUGAGGCUGCCCCCUCCAACCAACUUCCUAACCUGCAAAAUAGAUGACCGAUGCCUUGGCCUCACAUGCUGUGCCUCCCUUGACCUCAUCUUCACCCAGCUGUCCACUACCGCUUGGGCUGUCUUAGACCCCUGCGAAUUCCAACUGUCUGUUGGGCUUGGUUCAUGGUCUGAGAAUCUGACACUCUUUGAAUAUGACUGGGGAGUGGAUAAAGUGUUUGAUAUCAGUGAUUCUGUGCGCAUAGAGUAUAAUGUUGAUAAAUUGACAGCACAAAAGGAGUUCCUGAUUGACCUGUCUGUAGUCCUGUGCAUAGACGGCAGCUGCAGACCUAUCCACCUGCUCCAGGCAGCCCACGUGCCCAUUCCAAUCUGCAACCCUAAUGCCACCUUCACCCUGCCCGGGGAUGGCACCAUUUCUGGCUACCUGGAGAGCCUGGGGGGCCAAGUCACGGACGCAGCAAUAGACCUAGUGCUGGAAUACCUGAAUCUCAAGAACUUUCUGUCCAGAAAUCCUUGCACUUUGCCUCCUGCCUUGCCAACUGGUGAUGACAGUUGUCCCGUGCAGUUUCCUGACACCCCUCCCCAGUUGUUGUGUCGAAUUGGUAGCCGUUGCACCAGUCUCCACUGCUGUCUGAAUCUUGACAUAAAGGUGACCCAGAUCAGCUCCAGGGCCUGGUUCAUUAUUGAUCCAUGUGAUUACACCCUGUCCGUCGGCCUGGAGUUGUGGUUCUUUAAUACAUCGCUGUUUUCAUAUGAGUGGGGAACUUUGGAAAGCUUCAUGAUCGGAGAUGCUCUUGAUGUGAGGUUCACAAUUGACAAAUUGGAUGCCACCAAGGAGUAUGAAGUGGAUCUUUCCUUCUCCUUCCGCAUCGAUGGCGUGGCCACAGACUUUCCCCUCAUGGCUGACCAGAGGAUCCCGAUACCCAUUUGCAAUGCCAACUUCUCCCUGGAGCUACCCGGGGACGGCUCAGUGAAAGGUUUCCUGAAAGAGCUGGGAGACAAUGUGGGCCAGGCAGCCAUACAACUGGUCCUGCAAAAGUUAAAUCUUCAGGACGUUAUCAGUGGGGAAACCUGUGAUAUACCACCAGCUAGUGCAACAGAUUGCCCAAUGAUCUCCCUACCCUUCCUGGAGAAUGUCGUCAAGUGCUCCAUUGACAACCGUUGCCUUGGCAUCCAGUGCUGCAUCACCCUGGACUUUGUCAUCACUGAGCUCAUGCUCAGUGCAAGGCUUCACCUUGACCCGUGCAACUUCCAGCUAUUUAUAGCCUUUGAGAACUGGAACCUGAAUGUCACCCUCUUCAGUUACACCUGGGGCAAGGUCGAGACUGUGGAUAUUGGAAAUGCUAUGGCAGUGAGCUUUACUAUUGACAAGCUGACAGCAAGGAAAGUCUUUUCAGUCACCUUGAACCUGAUGCUGUGCAUUGAUGACACCUGCACCACAACCCCAGUACUGGACCGUGUCUGGGUUCCCAUACCACUGUGCAACACCAACGCCACCUCAUUCACCCUACCGGGUGAUGGGACGGUGGAGGGAUUCAUACGAGAGCUGGGCGGACGCAUUGGAAACUCUGCCAUUGACCUAGUGCUGGAGAAAUUUGGCCUGAGUGAAUAUCUCAAUACUGGGCAAUGCAACAUGGGAACACCAGGGACAUUGAAAAGCAGCUGUCCGGCCGUGGGUGUCACCCAGCUCCCCGACUUCCUCUCUUGCACCGUCGCCGAUUCCUGCCUGGGCAUCCGGUGCUGUCUGGAGAUAGACCUGAAGAUAACCACUCGCAGUGUCACUGCCUGGGUCACCCUGGAUCCCUGCAACUUCACCCUGUCUGUGGGAUUCGAGAAGUGGGAGCGCAGCGUCACCUUGUUCCAUUACCCCCUAGGGGACGUCAUGGAGGAGGUUGUGAAUGAGGUCCUGAGAGUAAGAUGGCGUGUGGCUAAGAUCACGGAAGACAAGCAAUUUGAGGUCGACUUGUCCCUGGUCAUCUGUAUAGAUGGAGCAUGUGACACGCUCACCAUAUUGGAGGGCAGUCGUCUACCAAUACCACUGUGCAACACAGAGGACUCUUUCACCUUGCCUGGUGAUGGCACCAUAUCAGGCUUCCUGUCCUACCUGGGUGGCAAUAUCGGUCAGUUUGCUGUGGACGCAGCCUUGCGUCAUCUAAACCUGGCCAACUUCCUCACAGGGAAGGCAUGCUCGUAUCACAGACAAGAUGUCUGCGCAAGUUCCACCAGUAUCCUAGGCAACUGCUCCCUGAUUGGAGAAACCUGCACAGAGCUACGGUGCUGCCUGGAACUAGACCUGAAGAUAGCAGACGUCUCAGCCACGGCCUGGUUCAAGUUUGACCCCUGUGACUUCACCUUCACGCUGGGCCUGGAGAAGUGGUCCUUCCACGGUUCUGUUUUCAGCUAUCAAUGGGGAGAGGAAAUGACAGAAUCGAUAGCUUCUGGCAUGACCUUGAGAUAUUCUAUCAACAAGAGGGAUGAUACCAAAGAGUUUGAGAUAAGCGUGACGCUGGAAUAUUGUAUUGAUGGAUUGUGCACUGACAUCGACAUCCAGCAUAACAUCCCCAUUCCUGUGUGCAACCCAGACUUCAGAAACUACACCCUCUCUGCCGAUGGAUUCAUAGAGACUGUGUCAGGACAAAUCAUUCAGGGAGCAACGCUGGCCCUUCUCUCACGGCUUGGAAUUGACCCAGACUUCUUCAGCAGUCAACCGUGUGUCAACCCCAGUGGACCACAGUCCUUUGGCAAUUGCCCUAGCAUGCAGCUUCCCAGUAAUCUAACCUCCCUAGCCCACUGUGGCAUCCUCGACUCCUGCUUUGGCGUAGAGUGCUGCCUGGACAUAAACCUAGGACCGCUGAUUCACUCAUUCAGUGCCUCCAUGGUGAUAGACCCUUGCCUUGGCCAGCUGACACUCCAGUUUGGCAACUGGCAGUACAGCAAAUCCCUCUCACACCUUGACUUUGACACUAGUCAGGAGGUCACCAUUGGAAACUUCAUCACGCUCAGGUACACCUUAGAGUUGAUGAAUAGCAAGAUAUCAGUCAAUCUGUCCGUAGAUGCAUGCAUUGAUGGGCACUGCACUGGAGAAAUCAUGAUCUUAGAUGGUGCAGUGUCUCCUCUUCCCAUGUGUUACCCUAAUGGAACCAUCUCCUGGCGUAAUUUACCAGGAAUAACCUCUGUGUCUCAGCUGGGAAGCCUGGAUGCCGGAUUUGAGGCUGUGGCUACGGCUCUUGGCUUGCCACCUCGUCUAGUCUCAGCCUCACCUUGCCCUCCUGUGAUCCAGCCAAGUCAGUCUGGAGUAUGUCCACACCUCCCCACUCUGCCCACCCUUCCAUCAGGGGGUGUAUGUCACUAUUCUGAUGCCUGCCUCGGGGUCGAAUGCUGUCUGGCAGUAGACCUCGGCAUCAUCAGUCGCACCCUGAGGGCAUGGCUGACUGUGGACCCCUGUGACUUUAAACUGAGUGUGGGAUUUGAGAACUGGAGUUACAAUGUUACUUUGUUAAGUUACAAGUGGGGCAAGGUGACAAGGGAAAGACUGAGCGAUGCCGUCUCGUUGACCUUUACCCUCGACAAGACCGCUGACAACCGUAACUUCCUCCUGUCCCUCUCCCUCCAACUCUGCAUCGCUGGGGUCUGCGCUCCAGACCUUGUCAUCCUUCAGGACUUCACAGCACCCAUACCAUUCUGUAAUCCAAAUGGCACAUUGGAGUGGGCUCAAGACUUGGUUGGUGACAUUGGUGACUAUGCAAGUGGCCUGGUUGUCAACCGUCUCAGCGUCAGUGCCGAUGUUCUCCUACCUCAACCAUGCAGUGGUCCACCAGAGCAGAUCACUCCAGCAACCACAGGCUGUAGCUCCCCUUCUCUACCAUCAUCCAUCGCACAGUAUUGCUCGCUGGAUCAGUCCUGUCUCGGGGUCGGUUGCUGCUUGAACUUUGACCUGGGCGUGGUGCAGAGGUCAUUUUCUGUGUGGGUGAAGCUGGACCCGUGCGCUCGUACAUUCUCAUUUGGGUUUGAGAAAUGGAGUCACAUUGAGAGCCUUGGCAUACAACUAUUGCAGUCUCAUUCAUUUGAGAAAAACCUGGGAGUUUUGAAAAUCAGGUAUGAUGUAGAGCGUCCUCACAAUACUGUCUACGAUGUUGACCUGGACAUCAGCCUGUGCUGGCAAGGUGUGUGCGACGAGCCCGUCAUCAUUCUACGGGAUGCAAUGUUCUCUGGGCCAGACUGCAGUGGAGGCAGCAGCACAAGGAGAAGGAGAAGAAGUGUGGAUGACCUCUCCGAUGACUCUGCUGAGGGAAUAGACAACAUGGACCUAACAGCCAAUCCCAUAGACAAGGCCAGGGACUAUUUCAAGGCCCUUCUCAACGGAUCUUCCACCUCGUACUCGGCAGAGGACAAUGCCAUGACAAAGCUUCAGCCGGAUAAGGUUGUCAAGCCAACGGUUGCUGACUCGGGUACAGCGAGCCGUCGUUCCAUGGGUCUCCUUGUGUUUGGAGAAGAAGAAGAAACUCCGCCUACCAGGAGGCGGAGGAGGGACCUCUCUGUCUCAGUGACUUCAGGGGGAGCUAGCUUGUUCGACCUCAGCCUGACACCCGGUGCUGACUCUGGCACUUGGCAGGGAGAUGUCAUCGUUGGUGGAGGAUUAACACAGAAGGGUCUGGAUGCUCUCGGUCGUCGCAUCGCCAACAUGACCAUCGGGGAAUUGGAAGCAAUGCUGGACCUUCAAAACAUUGACCCGUUUACUGUGGUUCAGCUGAUGAAGGACCUACGCUCUCUCUUCAGGACCUUUGUGGAAGAGCUCAUCGAUGUGUUCACUGAAGGCAUUGCAGAGGAUAACUUUCAGCAAUUUGACAUUGUACUGAGCGGCACCAUUUCAUUCCCCAGAGUGAAUGCCGUGUAUUUCCGAUACGAGUACAGGACACUCCUUGGUGGGCUGAUAUGGCUGGAGUUCAUCGUGGAAUCUGGUGGUUUCUUUGAAAUGCAGAUACCCGUGUCAGUCUCCCUUGUUUCAAUGCGUGCUACGGGCGGGGCAGUGCCAUCCGUGGGGGCAUAUGCUAGGGCUACCGUGGCUAUUUGCUAUGGGUUGUGUGGAGAGAUGGAACUCACAGCUGAGAUGCUCCGAACGUCUUUCCCCACAACGGCUGAGAUAUUCUUCUCCAAAUUCCCGCUGGAUGUUGGAUUGAAAUUGGAUGUAGAAAUGAUCCCGUUGACAAUUGUGCUGAAGGGCAAGGUCACCAUAAGAAUCCCGUUCUUCGGGAAGAAAACGCUUUUCCAGAAGGACCUGUACCGCUACCAAGCCUCCAAAAUUUCCAGCAACAUCUUCUACAUUCAGACCAAGGAUCCUGAUCCCUCCCCACCAGAGAUUUCAGAAUAUUCUACAGAGGAUGGUGUCAGUCAGUCUAGUGCUGGAGGAAACAACUGCGGGAUAGAGCAGGUGCCAGGGCUAGACUACACAGAGCCAGCCUUCCAGCUGGAGAUGGUGGCAGCUGACGACAAGAGCUUGGUCACGUUCUUCUACCAGGUCGGGACAGCCCCAGGAGGCAGUGAUGUACUCUCCAAGACUGAGUUUGGAGGACCCUCGGCAAUCAUAUCCCAGAUUCUUCUUGGUGGGCAUCCACUCCAUUUCACCGUUUACGCCAUGAAUAACGGAGGAGGCACUGCCACGGCAACCUGCAGCCUUCCGACCUUUGACGUCACCCUCCCGACGGGCCGCAUCACGCCAGACUUCACCUCUACCAGCCACCCGCACAUACUUCGUGCCUCGGCAGUGGUGUACGACGACUCAGUCAUCUUGAUGCAGAAGGAAGGCGUCGGGUUUGGCCCUGAGAUCUGGGGGGACCAGAUUGUACCAUGGCAUACCGUUGAUUUCACAGAGAGGGAAAACGUUGGACCAUCAGUUAAUGACUUUCACUCCUUCACUGCUGCCAAGCUUGGCCGCCUUAUCUCCACACCGACAUCGACCAUCAUCCACCGCAACCCCAACUUCUGUGCGAGGGACUGCCUUGCCCUGCCAGAAACCAAAUGCCUGAGCAUCAACUACAACUACGGCGACUUCACCUGCGAGCUGCUGGAAGAAAUUGAGGGCCAUGGGGUAGAGGUUCGCGAGUCUGGACUCUUUUCCCACUUUGAGCGGCUCGGUGUGGGUCACGCUGUUGAGUUCAAUCAUGAGUCGCUGGGGCUUGUCCACAACAACCUCUACUACUUCAACAUUGAGCUCUUGAAUUUCGUGGCUUAUGAGAACAUCAUUUCAUCCGUGGCCAUCACUGCAGACUUUACGCCACCAGAACCAGGACUGAUCAUCAACAGGACCAGGGAUGAAGUGGUGCAUGAGCCCUGUGUGGAUUUCACUCCAGAGGAGUGGGAGAGACGAUGCAUUGAGGACACACCACUGGAUAACCAUCGAUAUAUCUCUGAUGGCCCUGGUUCCAUGACGGUGUUCAACGGCCAUGAGGAACUAGUAGACAUGCUGUACACAAGAAGCAAUACCUUCAUGGCAGCCAACUGGGAAGGUUUCCAUGACAAUGAGACCGGCAUCCAUGGCUACACCUGGUCCAUUGGUUAUGAUGUCUGUGACGAUGAUGUCAGUAUGCACAUUGACCCCCAUGCUCAUCUAUUUGAUGAAUCAGAGUGGACCCAUCAGGGACUCGUGGUCAACGUCAAUCUCCCAGAUGGUGCAUAUUUCAUCACUGUGCGUGCCCUCAACAAGGUGCAAUUUGGUGGUCCCAUGGCACUCACUGUGUGCCACAGCACCCCACUCGUUAUCGACAACACUCCGCCCAUCAUUUACGGCAUCCAUGAUAUCACCUAUGACUCAUCCAUUGGGAGGAUUGGACUGCAGGUCAAUGCAACCGACCCUGAUUCUCAUCUGUUUGAGUAUCACCUCGCAGCAGGUAGGACACCUAGGGACAAAUCGCUACGUGAUUGGGAGGCUCACGUGUUGGCCGAGCAGCUCUUCAUGGACUUCAAGAUACCAAACGGCAUACCGUGCUGGCUUAAAGUCCGAGCUGUCAACAAUGUUGACCUGAGAACUAUCGAUCAUGCCGAUGAGCCAAUUUUAGUCGAUGACAGUCCUCCAAUAGCCGGUGACCUGUUUGAUGGGCCCUAUGCUGGACGAGAUCUUGUAUUUACCAAAGACAGGAAUGAGAUUUGUGCCAAUUGGUACAACUGGUAUGACCCCGAGUCAGGUAUUUCCUCCUAUCUUUGGGCAGUCGGGACCCAGCCCAGCCUGAGUAAUGUGGUAGACUAUAUCAAAGUGUCUCGUCGAGAGCACAGCGCCUGCUCCGGCUAUGUGACCCUGCAGCAUGGUGAGACGUAUUACUCCACACUUGUAGCCUUCCAUGGCGGUUAUGACAAACUCAACGUGUCAGCUUCUUCAGAUGGAGUGACUGUGGAUCUAACUCCACCGAUUCAAGGAAGUGUCUAUGAUGGCCUGCUGCCAGGACCCACAGAUCUAGAAUUUUCCUCAAAGCCCGCCACUGUGGAAGCCCAGUGGGAAGGAUUCUCAGAUCCUGACUCAGGAAUCGAGGAUUACCAAGUCACAGUCUAUCGUAAACACAAUAGCAGCUCUAAUGUCACAAAUGACUUUGAGGUAAUCCACAAGGCCGAGUCAGUUGGCAGGGAUACAUCCUCCAUCGAAUGGCAUCACUUCCACCUCAAACAUAAAGACCAGGUUUACGUCAACCUACGCACCAUCAACCAGGCUCUGAAUCAUAUCGACACCCCUACUAAUGGCUUCUUGGUGGACCUGACCCCACCGAACCUGCGAACCCUGGGAGACGGGCUGGUGUAUGGAGAAGAUGCUGACUUCCAGUCACAUUCUGACAGUCUUGCUGUACACUGGGACUACUUUGAUGAUGAGUCAGGCAUUGAAUCCUUUGAACUGGCCAUCUAUGAGAUGCGACAGGGGAACAAAAUCAAGAUCUUCCCUGCAGACUCUGACCCAAACAGCUUCGAAUUGAUCUCGGACGUCAACGCAAAGUCGCACAUGCAGACCGGUCUAAUGUUGCGUGGAGGGUCUAUCUACAUCACGCGUCUCAAGGCCAGGAACCAGGCAAAAUUGGUAGCGUCUCACGAGACGAGCGGCAUUAGGGUGGACCCCACCCCUCCAGUGAUGAGAUAUGUCCGUGGUGGCAACCUGGAUGGAGAGAUUGAAGAAGUCAUCUAUGGGUACUUGUACCAGAACAGUCACAGCACCAUCCAGGCAUCUUGGCUAGCUGUGGAUGGACAGAGUGGUAUCAAGAGCUACUGGGUGGCAAUUGGAACAGCUCCAAAUUCCGAGGAUAUCCAACCUUUCACCUCUCGUGGCCCCAAAGGCAACAGUGUCCUCUCCAAUUUAGAUCUUCAGCUCACAGACCCAUCUACCUGCAGCGACGAGGCAUUCACUGAGGGUUGCCAGCCAGUCUACUACGUGUGCGUUAAGAGCGAGAAUGGAGCAGGGGCUUUCAGCGAUGUCGUCUGCUCCUCCCCGAUCAGAAUAGUUGAGGAGGAUCAAACAGGGUAUGUAACCGAUGGCCCCAGCAUGCUGCAGGAUGUAGAUGCACAACAUGAGAGAACUACAGUCACCAUCUGGUUUGAUGAUUUUGAGAGCCAAUUGCAUGGCAUUUCUCACUACGAGUGGGCAGUGGGCACAACCCCUGGUGGUGAAGACAUCCAACCUUUGACCUCUGAUGGCAUAGUGCCUGGCAGUGAUGAAGACGCACCAGGAUUAGCAGGUAAGGGCAAGGCCCAGUCGCCUCUACCCCUCCAACACGGCAUGACGUACUACAGCACGCUGCGAGCCAUCACCAACGGGGACAACGUCUUGGAAUCCACGUCCAAUGGCUUCACGGUGGACAUCACACCUCCUGAGAUCAUGAUCACCGACCUAGGCCAGUAUGAUGCAAGCGUAGAUCUGAGUCUGGAAGGCGGUAUUGCCCUCUAUCAACCCAACACAGACUCCAUAGACGGCACGUGGGAGGUUUCAGACGAGGAGAGUGGCAUUACCGCUACCUACUUCUCCAUGGGGCAGUACCCAGGAGGAAGCAAUGUGUAUCCUGUCACCCAAACCAAUAAAUCCUAUGUGCCCCUAGCACUAAUAACUCCUUCAGAUAUAGGGCUGCCCAAUAUUCUCACAGUGCAGGCCAUCAACAGCGUCGGGCUGAAGCGGACGGUCUACACCACAAGUAUAACUGCUGAUAACACACCACCCAGUGUUGGUCAGGUCCACUGUCCUGCGUUCAUCCAUGCUAACAGCGCCCUGCUGUGCAGCUGGUCAGAUUUCCUGGAUGCUGAGUCUGGUAUUGACCACUUCCACCUGUUUGUUGGCUCAGCACAGGGUCUUGAUGACGUGUUUCAAUCUGGCUACCUACCUGGGCAUCUUUCUCACUACAGUGUCAAAGAUUUGAAUCUGAUUCACAACAAAGUCUACUAUGUCACCGUGGAAGCUUUCAAUGCUGUCAAUCAAAGUACAACAGCAUUCUCUGGUCCUAUCGAGAUUGAUGAUACUCCUCCAUCUUACGGCCUGGUGGUAGAGCUGCCUGGUGUGUACACCUUCAAUUUCAGUGAUCCUGUGACUCUGCCGGAAUGGGACUGCACAGAUGAGGAGGAAUGCUUGCGCCUGGACGGAGAGUGUCUGGAAUCACUCACCCAGCUACAGAUCCUGUGGCAGGCAUUCACCGACGAAGACACCCAGAUCACUAAGUACGAGGUUGCCCUGGGCACCACGCCUGGAGGAUCACAGGUCAAGCCAUUCUACGAGGUAGCCAAGGACCAGACUUCAGAGCUCAUCUCUAAUAUCGAUCUGAGCGAUAUCCACAAGGUCUACGCCACAGUCAGGGGCUAUAAUGAAGCAGGACUUACCAGCACUGCGGUGUCCAAUGGCAUCUACGUCAGCCGGUUCAGUGCUGGACUCCAACCACUCCGACCAUUCGAGGUCAAGGACGGAGUAGAUAGCAAUGACAUGGAUGACUCAGACUUCCAGACCGCCCUACAGGAGCUGAGUGCAGCAUGGGAUUUCAGUGGAGAUCCUUGCCCAAUGAAGAAGUAUGAGUGGGCUAUCUACAGAAUUGAUGGACAGGAAAUUCAACCAUUGACUGACGUUGGAGAACAGACAUCUGACUCCAACACAGAUGUUAAUAUGAUAGACGAUGAAACCUACUACACCGUGGUACGGGCUACCAAUGCCCUCGGCCUGGCUGUCACUGUUCGAUCUGAUGGGAUUACUGUCAAGCGGGAACCCUUGAUACCUGGCCAGGUCUACGAUGGCCUCCUGGUGGGCUUCGAUUUGACCUACCAGAAGGAGACAGACACCAUAUCAGCAAGCUGGAAGGGUUUUGGAAAGGGGACACAAGUAGCAGAAACUGUAGAACAUACAGGAAACGCUGAGGUCAACAAAGGCCAAACCACCCAGCAAACUGUUGAUUUCUAUGAGGCAGCAGUUGGCACUGACCGGCGCUACCCCAAGACCAGAGACAAUGUAGUACCCUUCACCUACAUGGGUCAGAACACGUCAGUCACCUUCAGAAACCUGGAUCUCACUGCCCUCGACUCUACCUAUUAUGUAACAGUCAGGGGACACAGCGCUAGUUUCUCUACAGCUGAGGUAACAUCAACUGGGAUCAAAGUUGGUGUGGAUACCCAAGUGAUUGUAACUGAGGUUGAAGUUCCAGAUUUUGUGAACUCCCUGUCUGAGGUCAAACUUCAGUGGGACAAAUUUGAAUCCACAGUCCCCAUUCUGCUCUACUACGUUGGCCUGGGCAAACCCUCUCCCUCUGUCACACCACCCGAAGACAUGGAUUGCCUGGAUAUGCUGCUGGUAACUCCACAGUCCCGGGCUACGUUCAGUGAGAGAUCAAUGCAUUUUGUGGGCAAAGACACCUUUGUGGAGCUCAAGGGCCUAAAUCUGACACAGGAGGGGUCUUAUUACGUGACUGCUGUGGGCAUGAACGAAGCAGGGCAGUGUAAUGCCUCUACCAGCUACUUCUCUAUUGAUGUCACUCCUCCCACUGAGGGUCGAUUGCGUGCUGGGCCUUUCUACGACAUGCUGGUGACAUACACCGACAGCGACGAGUCUGUGUCUGUGGUGUGGGAAGAUUACAAGGAUGACGAGAGCGGAAUCAAAUCCUUCAAUCUCCGCCUUAUGCAAGCUGCAUCAUGUGACGUCAGAGAUGACAACAACUUGACACCGGUACCCGACCAAGACUGGCUGGUACUUGGCCCAGGCAUCAGGGAUCACACAUUUGUGGACCUAAACCUAGAGAUGAACCACCCUUACUAUGUUCAGCUGUUAGCUGUGAACCAGGCAGGCGAUAGUGUACAGACCCAAGUUGGACCCAUCUUUGUGGACUUGUCAGAGCCAACAGUCGGGCUGGUGGCAGAUGGAAUGGACUUCAAGAUGGAUAUUACAGACAGUGGAGACCGAAGCCAAGUUUCUGGCACAAUUCUCCACCUGCCCAACCCAGUGGGUCCCGCCUGUCCAUUGAGGGACAUUCCCUUCACUGAUCCGCAGUGGUCAGCACUUGACUUCAAGGGACUCUGGAACAUGAACAGGGACAAGUGGGACUUGGAGUACCAUUCACAGCAGGUGUUUGCAGCCAACGAGAGUUUGACACUGAAGAUGGAGCGGGACACUAGAGGGCCACGCAUGCUGUCUGGGGCCUAUGUCACCAAUGCUCAGAUUGUCAGGAGCUCUGAGUAUGAGUUUGACUUGAAAGCCGCAUCAUCGGAACUGCACAGCGUGACCAGUAUCCUAUUCUGGGAUGGCCCAGAUGGAGUGAUCGGAGAGUUUGACUUUGGUGGACGAGAGAACUGGCAGGAAGGGAUCUGUCAGUGCUGCUACACACAGCCUCUUAAUCAGUCGGCUUGCCCAUUGUGUGAUUGCCUUGACUUCCUUGGCAUAUCUGAUCCUGCGGACAGUAAUACGACCGUUGCUAUUCCCACGGUCAAGUCGCAACCCAACGGUGCAACCACAACAGAGGCAGCCCAAGGCCUGAUCAUGACCACUGCCAAAGUACCGUGGUCCAUCGAGAGACCUGACGAAGAUGGAGACAGUAUCUCUGAUGACAAAAGUGGCAGAUGGAUUCCACAGAGAGCCUGUGGCUUCCAACUCUAUCCAAAUGGAAAUAAAUCGCAGGCUGUCUUGUGGUGUCGCUACUUUGAGGAUGACUGGCCAAUGACGUCAAACAUUGUGGAUCUGGACUACGACCCAUCAGUGGAAGAGCGUCAUUAUUCCAUUAACUUCAGGGUCAUGCCAUUUGAUGCUGAUGAGGAUGAAUGGUCCUUUGAAGUGAAUGUUGAUGGUAAGCUGCUCUCCUCUGUGACUGGUGUACCAGUCAUGUCCUCAUCUACAAAGCUCAUCCUUCAUGUCUUCAAUCGUAACAGCUACAUUCCUGAACUGCUGGAUCCCUUCAGUCCUCCAUCGGUCACAGCAACACUCCGAAACCUGAGAAUGCCACCUGACCAGAGUAAGCUGUGUCGUUAUGGGGCAUCAUUCAGGGCUGGGACCAGUCCUGUCUCCCGCUACUUUGCUGGUGUGGGCUCAGUGGCAGGGGCCACAGAUAUCGUGGCAUUCCAGGAGUUUGGAAGGCCAUGUGUCCCUUGCAUCAGUCCCUGUGAUCGUUACCAGUGCGACCCCUCAUGUUCCAUGGAUGCUGUGGCCAUCACGUUCACACUCACUGACCUUCAUCUGCCCAGGCUGGAGCUCCUGAAUGGAACCAGUGUUGAUAAUGACACAAAUGCAACAAUGCCAGCCCCCAGACAAGAUGGGUUACAGUAUCCAUUUUUCUUGACAGUCAAAACAUACUUGGGAAAUGGUAAAACUGCAGUGGCUUCUUCUAACGGUUUCUACAUUGAUGACACUCCAGCUCAGCUUGAUGUGUUCUUCUACACUGACCCCAACUUCAAUGAGUUUGAGCCGACAACUUUCCAGUCCUCAGGUUCUACAAUUAAAGUCUUGUGGAGUUUCGUAGAUUUGGAGAGUGACAUUAAGGAGCAUUAUUGGGCCAUCGGAACCUCUAGAGGUGCCACAGACCUGCAAGACUUUGUCAACGUUGGGUUGAACCAGACGGCUAUCAGUAAGAAUCUGACAGGGGUAUUGCAGCACAACACAACAUACUACGUAACCCUGAAGGCUGUCAAUGGAGCAGGCUUGGAAGCUGUAGUGGAAUGCGAUGGCAUAACUGUCCUUCUGGAAGAACCCACUGCGGAAGGAGUUAACACCACCUCCAUGUUUAGCGAGAAGUUUGAGGAAGAAAUUUUCCCACCAGACGUGGAGAAAAGUAGUGACCCCUCGAAGACUGGGACCUCCUGGUCAGAGUCCAGUGACAAAUCAGUUGCUCGCUACGAGUACUGUGUGAGCAGUUCAGCAGAGCUCCUCGAAGACAUUGUUCCCUGCAUGGUCGUUGGAGGCAACUCGUCUGGCUCAGUUGCCAUUGAGGAUGGUGUGAUCAUUGUCCGAGCCGGUGACCGGGAGGAGAGGUACAGCCUCACUGACUUCCAGAUCCCAAAAGACUCAACCAACAUAACGGACACUCCACCUAAGUUCAACAUGGAACCUGGCAAGACUCUUCACACUUGGAUGAGGGUGUGCAAUGCGGCUAAACGCUGUGUGACCAAAUCUGCAGGAACAACCACUAUACUCGAGGAUAGUGACAUGAUGAUGACAUCCACUGACGGUACAGACCUUGUCCUGGCAUCACCAACUAUCCAGAGGCGGAGGAAGAGGGCAGUAGAUAACCACUUUGAUUUCACUCUGGCUACAACAGGUGGUCUCCACCAGGGCGGCUCACUCCUCGUAGGCUUGCUAGAUGUGAACCGAACCAACCAAGAGUUCACGUCUGAUGCCUCCCUUGAUUAUAAACCUUACAUCACCGAUCCUCUGAACACUAUCCCAUACACAUCAAGACUGCUCAGGCAACGGAUACGUUUUGUGUAUGAGCCAACAUUCUAUGUCACCAGUCUUGGGCAGACAGAACUGCGGGGACCAAUGGUGGUCAGCCUUACUCUAAGCGCACCGGGGAGCUGGACCGAUGCAAAACCUCGGCUUAUCUACUGGAAUGUUGAUCAGUCUGAGUGGCAAGAUGCCGCCAAGACAUGCAGUGAAGUAGAUAAGAUUACUUAUAACGAUGAUGCAAAUCAGGUCAACGUGGAGGUUUGUUCUACGAGGUCUUCAGCCUCACCACCCUCAGAGGGGAGUCGCAGGAGGCGCGCCACGGACUACGUGACCUUCUUCAGUCGGGAGACCCAGUUUGCCCUGGUCCAGGUCACCAGCACCAUCCCAAACAACGCACCAGAGAUCACAAACCUGCCCGACAACUUCUUCAUGAAUGAAGAUGAAGGUACUUUGGUUUACACUCUCCAGGCCAGCGACCCUGAAGAUGAUAUCUUAAUCUUUGAGCUGGUACCAAAUGGAGACAUGAGAGGAGAAGCAAAUAUCACCCAGGAGGGUGUUCUGAGCUUCACGCCAUGCCUUGACUGCCAGGGAACCUUCACUCUGCAAGUCACUGUGAGAGAGGUACAGUCGUUGCUUGAGAUAACGCCACUGUCUACUACUGUUGCCAUUUCUAUCAAUGUCCAACCAGUCAACGAUAACCCUGUGUUGUACAUCGCCCAGGAUGGGAACUCUGUUGGAAAUGGCAGAAUGGCAUUGCUCACUGUGGAGCAGAACACAGGAUUCAACGUCGCCUACAAGGACCUCAGCUUUCAGCUCGGAGCCUUUGACCCAGACAUCAGUGACAACCUGACCAUAGUGACCCAGCUUCCAUCGUACGGCACCCUCAGGCUUGCAAGGGAAUCGAAGGCAGUGCCAACUCAACAGAACUGCCACCAGUCCUCUGGUGCGGAUGACAAAGUACCAGCCAUCCCCUGUGGACUCGAUAUACCACAUGAAGUGGAGGACAUGAGUUGGACAACAUCCACAUUCACCUAUACUCCAAAUUCCAACUACCAUGGCAGGGAUAGCUUCCGGGUCCUUGUUGAGGACCGAUCACAGGCUGUGUCUCAGCUACUGGAGGUACAGAUUGCAGUGCUGGUCAACCCGUGCAUCAACGAGGGCAUCUGCAGAGGCCCUGCUGAAGACCCAGACUGCACCUCUCCUGAAAGGAGCAAUGGGUUCGAUUCCUACUCCUGCAUUUGUGAGCCCGGAUGGGUUGGUGAGAUCUGCCAGACCGAUUUGGAUGAAUGCCAGUCCAUACCGUGUGAAUACCCAUAUGUCUGCUAUGACCGCCUCGACGGAUACGACUGUGCCUGCCCGUUAACUGACCCGGUGUGUGAUGACCUGCACUGGAGAGUGAAGGUAGUCCUUGGCGUGGUUUGCAGUUUGUUGAUUCUGUUCGUUAUUGCUGCUGUUGUCUUCUUUGUGUAUAAGAAGCGAUAUAUCAAAUCAUGGAGCGUAUCACCUGAACCUGAUGACGAUGGACUCCCAGCAAUUUCCCAUGAAAUCAAGGAAAACAGUACCUCCACUGCAGCUGCUGAUAUGUCCAUGUUUGUAGUCAGCACUGGCGAAUGCAAACAUGUCGGCAGUGAUGGCGACAACCAGGCUGGCACCAGCAAUGUGGGUGAUGCUUCUUCUGAGAGGCCCAAGUCAACAGCAUCGGUUCAUUCCAGUGGUUCUGGCAGCUCUGCAAGUUCCAGCGGCUCUUCCAAGAGGUCAGGCAAGAAGUCCAAGAGGCCCCUGUCUGGCCUUGGCCGCUCCAAUGCCAUUGGAGAUUCUUCCCUCAUAGUGGCCAAGGAUAGUGAGGGUCAUGAUCCAGGGAGGUCCACUUCAGUGGACCCCAGUCCCUCAGUGAGCCCCACUGUAGCUGAUAAAUGGGCAGAGCCAACCUUGCACACUCAGAGCUCAGGAAGUCUGAAGAAUGAUGCCAAUCAGAGUGGAGAAUCUCCAGAUGCCAAACCUACGGAGUUUCAGCAGGAAACUUCCCUGGGGUCUGACACCGAGCCCCCUGAUCCUCAGCUUGUCCCUUCAGUAUGGGUGGAGCCCCCCAAGAGCACUUCGAGCCUGAAGAAGAAAACUGGGGCCAGUAAAGGAGAGGAGAUGCUGCUGUUUGAAAAGAGGAUUCCACGCUCUGACAAUCAGGAUGAUUCCGACCAAAACCAGCCUGCUGGAAGCCGUGAGAGCUUCAAGGAUUUCAGAGACACGGACCUACUAAUGGAUAUCGACGAAUCGCACGUGUAAUGUCAGAGGCCACCGAACCAAUGUUUGCCUUUGCUCCCUCUCCACAUCUGGUCAAAAACACGACAAAAACUUCCCCAAUCAAAACAAAUAAAUCAAUCACAGAUGGCAAAAUUUCACAGAUUUCAAGAUUGUUAAUCCCCCUUAAAAUGUCCCAAACGUCGCCAAUUUGGAGUAUGGUUAAAUAAGUCCUUUUCAUCUAAUAUUCCCUUUAAGAGGAUAAAAUCUAAAUCACAGGAUCACCGGACAACUUGAUGAGUUAAUAUCCUACAAAUUCUCCACAUAUUAGCAAGAACACAUGCUGUGUGCAGACUGCGAAAAUAAAAACCGUUCGAUUUUCCAGCACCCGUUCAAUCAGAAUUUGUGCAAGUCUUUUAAUUUUGCCAAACAUCAUAAAAUGUGUAAAGAGGCACAUCUACUAAACGUCUUGUUCGCCCAGGCCCAGGGGAGAAAUAAGUCAAAGGAUUAAGGACCUAGGAAAUGAUUUUGAUAGCAUUUUUUAGUUUAUUCUAUGUACUCAUAUUCUGUUAAGUAGCAACUGGUAAUUUAGUUCCACAAUCUUCAGUAAUAUCACAAAAUAAUUGUGAUCGAGACUAGAGUGUUGGUUGUUACACCUCGAAACGUUUGCCUCAAAAUAUCUGCCCUCUUUCACAGAUAAGAUGGCUUAAAUGUUAUCACUGACAGAUACAACACAUCAUUCAAUGUUUUGUGGAAACAAUUUGGAACACUAGAUUACAAGACAUUAUACCACCUAAUCCUGGAUACAGCAAUAAUACAGAUUCUUUACAAGAGUUGAAAAAAAUUAAUUAAAAUAUUUGAGCCGCUGUAGCAAUGAAUAAUAUAUCAGCACAACAUAGAAGAAUUAUUUGGAUAUUUAAACAAGGACCAACAAAUUACACUUUAUUACUCAUUGUUACACUACAAGCUUAGUACGAAUUAGAGUAAAAAUUCAGUUUUCCUUUUACAUUUGGCCAAUUAAGUAAUUAAUCUAGUUCAUUACACCUGUUCAAGCUGAACUGAAAUGUGUUUGUUAGUAACUAUAUAAACCCAGAUUGGAUUUCUUAAAAUAUAUCAUUAAUCAGCAGUAAAUGUUACCCUAUACAUUUUGAAACCUAGAAUACAUUUGGCAAAUCAGCCAGCUAACAAACCAUUCAUGUGACCAAAAGUUGAAUUGAAAUAUACAUUUGGUUAAUAUCUUAUACUCGAAAUUAGCACUGUAUCCUACAAACAGAAUAAGAUUCAGAUCUCAUAUACUGUAGCUACUGUAGUUAAUAAACUGUUGUCGUGAGCAACAGCAUAUCCAUGAA
Acanthaster planci (crown-of-thorns starfish) is the source of this 24269-nucleotide messenger RNA. RefSeq lists its product as uncharacterized. Gene Ontology annotation, cellular component: membrane. Gene Ontology annotation, molecular function: calcium ion binding; lipid carrier activity; protein binding. Lineage: Eukaryota; Metazoa; Echinodermata; Asteroidea; Valvatida; Acanthasteridae. Gene Ontology annotation, biological process: homophilic cell-cell adhesion; lipid transport. The record is from RefSeq and is a predicted model, not a curated record.